Molecule: messenger RNA, 3648 nt
Organism: Aphidius gifuensis
Lineage: Eukaryota; Metazoa; Arthropoda; Insecta; Hymenoptera; Braconidae
Gene: mino
Product: glycerol-3-phosphate acyltransferase 1, mitochondrial
Exons: 6
Coding region: 725-3235 (836 amino acids)
Cellular component (GO): mitochondrial membrane
Source: RefSeq, a predicted model, not a curated record
AAUGGAAAUAUAAAGAUGUAUGCAAACCUGAGUUUUAAAUAAAUAAACUGUAUAUAUAUAAAAUUAAAAAAUCAUUGGCAUCAUUUUGAAGAAAACAAUUUUUAUGUUAUUAAAAAUGAAAAUAAUUUUUGUACUUAUAUGUUAAAAAGUGUAGUCAAUUUUUUGUUGGCAGAAUUUUUUUGUUCCUCUCAAAUUUUUUUAUCUAUUUUAAAUUGAAUAAAAAUUGCGCGUUGUUAUUAAGGUUCCUGUACACCUGUUCUGUAAUUUAUUAUUAUUAAUUAUUAUUAUUAUUAGUGUCAACUUGAAGCAGCAAUAACUAUAAUUUCCAAAUCGCCGAAAUAUAAGUGAAAUUGUUGUACAAAUAAUUAUAUAUAAAUCCUUAAAUUAAAAUUAUUAAAUAAUCAAAAUGUUUAUUAAUUAUUAAUUUUGUUAUUUCGAGUACGCAAGCGAAUUUUUUUUUUUAUUUUGGCUAAAAUAUGCUUCUUAUUUUUACCACGUGUGCCACAUCAAUGGCCCCACAUUGGUGACUACAUUGUUGUUAUUAUUCUAUACAUGCAAACAUACGUAUAGAUAAAGUUCUUAAAAUUUAAAACUUGUUUAUAACAUUUAUAUAAAAAUAGUAUGAUUCAUUUUGACUCUUGAUUGAUUGCCAAAAAAAUAAUUUUUAUAAAUUUGCCAAUUACUUAAAAAAACAAAAUUGGAAAAAUAGAGAGACGGCAUUAAUAUGGUAGAAUUAUUAUCAAAUCGAUUGCAAGAUGUUUAUGCAAGAUGGGAAACUCCAACAGGUCCAUUUACUUCCGAAGAAAAUUCACCAAGACUUUCACUUGAUGGUCUUCGACGUGCUGGUCUACAAAGCCAGAGAAAACGCAGUCAAAUACGUGAACAAGCACGUAAAGUACGCGAAAGUUCACUAUUUAAAAUAAAAGAAUCUGAGCUUCUUCUUCCUCCAGCUGUUUUUACAAAUUCACAAUUUCAUCGAUGCUGUCCUACAUGUACACCAACAUCUCGAGAUUCUUUUAUUGAUGCUGCAGCUCGACCAACAAUAUCAGGAAAAAAUAUUCUUCUUGUUGAUCCACAGCCUGGUUUAAUAUCCAAGGUCUUUAAGCACUUUUGGUACAUGUACAAUUUACAAAAGUACGAUUACCCGGUAGUAACACAAACUGUACUUAACGACGAACGUUUAAAAGAUGCUAUCAGAAGUGCUGCUCUUGAACAAGUACAUUCAGAAAAUAUUAGUGAAGAAAAAGCAUACUAUCUUGCUGAAAAACGUGCCAUUAAUAUACUCAAAAAAAUGGAAAGUCGUAUAUCAAAUACACUAUUUCGUUUUACUGGUUGGGUAAUGUUUAAGUUAUUAUCAUUUUUUAUAAAAUCAGUUGUUGUUCAGCCAUAUCAACUUGAUGUAAUUAAGGAAGCCAAUAAAAGUGGUGUACCACUUGUUUUUUUGCCUCUUCAUCGUUCACAUCUUGAUUAUAUUCUCAUGAGUUUUAUGCGUCUUACUCAUAAUAUAAGAAAUUGUCUUAUUGCUGCUGGUGAUAAUCUUCAACUUCCAUUUUUUGGAAAUCUAUUGAGUGGUCUUGGUGCAUUUUAUAUUAAAAGAAAAAUUGAUUCAAUACCAGGAAAAAAAGAUAUUUUAUAUCGUGAAACAUUACAUACAUAUGUUAUGGAAUCAUUAAGAGCAGGACACAAUUUUGAAUUUUUUAUUGAAGGAGGAAGAACACGUACUGGUAAAACUUGUAUGCCAAAAGGUGGAAUAUUAUCAAUAAUUGUUGAUGCUGUUAUUGAUGGAACAAUUGAAGAUGCAUUAUUAAUUCCAGUAUCAAUUAAUUAUGAACGUCUUGUUGAUGGUAAUUUUGUAAAAGAACAACUGGGACAAGCAAAAGCUGUUGAAACUUUUAGUUCAGCUAUGAGGGCUAUUUGGAAAACAUUGAGAGGAAAUUAUGGUAUUGUAAAGAUAAAUAUAUGUGAACCAUUUUCCUUAAAAGAAAUGAUUCAAUCAUUGGAAUUAAAAAUAAGUCGAUCAAAUACAUCAAAAAUUAUGGAAAAAGGCAUGACACAAAGAAUGUCUACAUCAUCAUUGCUUGGAAGUGAAAUGAUUGAUGAUGAACACAGAUUACUUGUUGAUUCAUUAGCUCGACAUAUUGUUUAUGAUUCAUCAAAAUCAAUACCAAUUAUGUCAACAAAUAUUGUUGCAUUUUUAUUGUUGAAUAAAUUUAGAUAUGGAUGUUCACUUGAUAAACUUGUUAUGGCAUUUGAUGAAUUACGCUUGGAAUUAGAAUCUAAAAAUAAAGAUUUAGCAUUUUGUGGUGAAAAUAUUGAUAUAAUAAAUCAUGCAUUAAAAAUAUUAGGUCCUGGUCUUGUUCAACAAAAACGUCAAAAAGUAACAAAUACACUUGGUAAUCAAGUUGUAAAGACUCAAUUCAUAACAACUAUUGAACCAAUUUCAAUACUUCCAAAUAUUAUUGAACUUGCAUAUUACAGUAAUACAAUGACAAUGCAUUAUGUAAUGGAUAGUAUUGUUAUUUCAGCAUUGUAUGGAGCAUUAAAAUUACAAAUUAAUGAUCCAAAAUUAAGAGCUGAAAAUGAUAUAACUGUUUAUCAAAAUACUCUUAUUGAUAAAUCCCUUAAACUUUGUGAUAUUCUCAAGUAUGAAUUUAUUUAUUCUCGACCAUGUCAAGAUGUAGAACAAAUUAUCAUUGAAACAAUUCAAAAUUUAGUUUAUUGUGGUAUUAUUUCUCAAAUUGAAGAAGGUCUUUUGGAAGAGGAACGUUGGGGAAGACGUUAUGCAAAAAAUUUCGAUGACAGUUCUGAUGAGGAAAAUGCAAUUAAAAAUGCAACAAGAAAGAUCAGAUUUAAACUUGAUUUGGCACCAGAAUCAGCUGAUAAAAUGCAAUUUUUACACACAAUUUUAAGACCACUCAUUGAUACAUAUACCAUCAGUGCAUUUACGUUGAGAAAACUUGUAGGAAGAUCACUUGGUGAAAAAGAAUUUAUACAGGAGAUUCUUACUGAAAUUAAAACAAAUAUUGACAGUGGAAUUGCUGCUUAUGGUGAAAGUUUAAGCGUUGAUCCAAUCAAGAAUUCAUUAAAAGUAUUUGAAAAAUGGGGUGUUCUCGAAUGCUAUAUACACGAAAAUUCCAGGAUAUAUUAUCUCAAAGAAGAAUAUGAUAACGACAAAGCUAUCAAUGAUAUUUAUGAGAGUGUUGAAGUUUUCAAAUGGUUACACACAAAUAAUUGAUUAUUUUUUAUUUUUUAUCUAUUACAACUUUCUAUUAUUAAAAACCAUGUAAAUAUCGUAUCAUAUAAUAAGUAAUUAAUACAAAAUGCAUUAUGAUUAUACCAAAAAAAUAUCAUUUGUUAGAUACACCUUGAUAUUAUUUGAUACAAUUAUAAAAAAAAAAAAAAAUAACUUUUUUUUUUUUUUUCUUUGAUUCUUAUAUCAAGUUUAUUAAAAACAAUUAAAAAUUUAAAAAUAAAUUAAUUAACUUUUUAAUUUUGUAAACGAAAUAAUUGAAUUUAUUAAAAUAAUUGCUGUUAUAAAAUAAAGACAAAUUUAAUUCUGAUAAAUAAACAAAUGAUUAAUUAUUUUAAUAUCUAUAUAAGUUUAAUUAUAAAUUUAAUUGAAAAUGUUAAAACGACAAUUUCGAUAAU